This is a messenger RNA of Erinaceus europaeus (western European hedgehog), 636 nucleotides long. RefSeq names its product nucleoredoxin like 1 (gene NXNL1). NCBI's taxonomy places the organism in Eukaryota, Metazoa, Chordata, Mammalia, Eulipotyphla, Erinaceidae. Bases 1 to 636 code for a protein of 211 amino acids. The record is from RefSeq and is a predicted model, not a curated record. Gene Ontology annotation, biological process: photoreceptor cell maintenance. The transcript is spliced from 2 exons. Gene Ontology annotation, cellular component: mitochondrion.
AUGUCGGCGCUGUUCUCCGGCCGGACCCUCCUGCGCAACAGCGCGAGUCAGGACGCGCUGGACACGGAGGCCGAGCUGAGCCGGCAGCUGGACAACCGCCUGGUGCUGCUGGUUUUCGGGGCUGCCGGCUGCCCUCGGACCCGCGCCUUCGCGCCCGCGCUGCGCGACUUCUUCGUGCGGCUCACCGACGAGUUCUACGUGCUGCGGGCGGCGCAGCUGGCGCUGGUCUACGUGUCCCAGGACCCCUCGGCCGAGCAGCAGCGCCGCUUCCUGCGCGACAUGCCUGCGCGCUGGCUCUACCUGCCCUUCCAGGACGAGCUCCGGCGGGAGCUCCGGCGCCGCUUCUCGGUGGAGCGCCUGCCCGCCGUGGUGGUGCUGGAGCCGGGCGGCGCGGUGCUGAGCCGGGACGCGGCGGCCGAGAUCGAGCGGCUGGGCCCCGCCUGCUUCGCCAACUGGCAGGAGGCGGCCGAGCUGCUGGACCGCAGCUUCCUGCUGCCCGAGGACCCCGAGGACCCCGCGCCCCGCAGCCUCACCGAGCCGCUGCGCCGCCGGAAGUACCGGGUGCCCCGGGAGGAGGCCCGGGGGGACCCCGGACACGGAGACGGAGACGGAGGCGGCGCCCAGGGCCCGUUCUGA